CACAGACUUUAUGAGUGGAUUGUUGUUGUUGUGAUCGUCUCUAACCUCUCACGGUGCAGUUCUCUGACUGACCAGCUCAUGAAUAUUCAGCAGGGGAGUCUUUCAAGGACCGCCCACUUCAACCGACGCGGUUCAGCGUCAUCGGACGCGCAACAUCCCCGGCGCUUUCAUCAGACUUUCCUGGUCCGCGAGGAAGAACGGUGCGAUUUGGACUGGACUCUCUUCUCUAAAUAUCUAUAUAAAAAAAAAAAGACAAUAGAAAAGUAGUAAAGAUGUCUUUAAGAGGACAAGUUUCACAUCUUCUCAGAAAUCUACUCGGCCGCGCACACACUCAGCAGAGCAGGGCUCAGUCUGUGGCUGUACUCGGCGCCCCGUUUUCACGAGGACAGAAAAGAAGAGGUUUGGAACACGGGCCAAAGGUCAUCAGAGAAGCAGGACUCAUCGAGCGGCUCUCCGGUUUAGAUUACUCGGUCCACGACUUUGGCGACCUCAACUUUCACCACCCAGAGAAAGAUGAACCGUACAUGGAAGUGAAUUCCCCUCGUACAGUGGGUGCGGCAAAUAAGGCCCUGUCUGGAGCAGUGAGCAGGGCUAUCGGUGCGGGCCACACCCUCGUAAUGCUCGGAGGUGAUCACAGCCUUGCCAUUGGAUCAGUGAGUGGCCACGCCCAGCAGUGUCCUGACCUGUGUCUCAUCUGGGUCGAUGCUCACGCAGACAUCAACACACCCAUGACCUCUCCGUCGGGAAAUCUCCACGGCCAGCCUGUGGCAUUCAUGCUCAAAGAACUGCAAGACAAGAUGCCAGCGCUGCCCGGCUUUUCCUGGCUGAAGCCAUUCCUCUCUGCGAGGGACCUGGUGUACAUCGGUCUGCGGGACGUGGACCCUGGAGAGUACCACCUCCUGAAGAACCUGGGUGUCCAGUACUUCACUAUGAGGGACAUUGACAGACUUGGCAUCCAAAGGGUGAUGGAAGCCACGUUUGACCAUCUUAUGGCAAGAAAACAGCGACCGAUCCACUUGAGCUUUGACAUCGACGCCUUCGACCCGUCUCUUGCUCCCGCCACAGGGACUCCAGUCAACGGAGGUUUGACCUACAGGGAGGGAAUCUACCUCACAGAGGAAAUCCAUAAUACAGGCCUGUUGUCAGCCAUGGAUCUGGUAGAGGUGAAUCCCGUGUUGGGGGCCAACCCCGAAGCCGUGGACGCCACCGCGUCGUUAGCGGUUGACGUCAUCGCGUCAUCUCUCGGACAGACGAGAGAGGGCGCUCGCGUGUCCAUCGACGAGAUUCCAGCGGCGAAGGACGACACAGAGCAGCUCCGCCUCUGAGACCAGGAAUCGCAGCUAUGAACUUUAUGGACAUCAUCCCGUGAGCAUUCCCGCAAGUUUUAACUGAGGACUGCAAAGACUGAUUCUAACAGUAGAGAAAACCUUUUGUUUCCGUCUUUUUGCUGUUUAUUGUAGUGUUUGAUGAUGAAACCGGUGCAAGGGCUUCACACACCUGUGGAGAGAAGCUCACCCCCAAAAAAGCCCUCAAUGAAGAGACUACUACAAGUGUUGAUGGUGAUACUGCUCGGUUUAACUGCAAUACUAACUUAUUGUGUCGAUAAAGUAAUAAGUUAAGUAUUACAGGACACGGCUGCCACAUGUUUAUUAUGUGGUUGGUGUACAAGAGACUGAACCUGCCUUUAAAAGGCAUGAUAAAUCAAGACUUAGUUUAAUGUCCUCUACAUGGACUGUCUAAACUGCUUUGUGCCAGUUGUAAAAACUAGUAAUGAUGAGUGUGCACUUUUGGACCAGACGUAGUAAUAGAAUUUACUGAAGGAGUUUUUGUAUUUACAUAGUGAACCUAUUGGAACAGUACUUGUACUAGAACUACUGCAUGUAUAGAUUUCCUGACUAAGUAUUGAUUGAUUUCUAGCUUUUCUUACAAAAGCUGUGGAAAGAAAUGACUAUUUGUAGACACAUCUGUCUAUGUCUCAUGUGAUGAAGCCACUGAAAGUUUUGUCCUUGUAACAGAGUUUAUAUUUUGGUUUCCCAUAAACGUGUUUACAUUUA
This is a messenger RNA of Solea solea (common sole), 2054 nucleotides long. It is a transcript of the gene arg2, whose product is annotated as arginase 2. Bases 273 to 1325 code for a protein of 350 amino acids. The record is from RefSeq and is a predicted model, not a curated record. The transcript is spliced from 8 exons. Lineage: Eukaryota; Metazoa; Chordata; Actinopteri; Pleuronectiformes; Soleidae. Gene Ontology annotation, cellular component: cytoplasm; mitochondrion. Gene Ontology annotation, molecular function: manganese ion binding; arginase activity.